This is a messenger RNA of Stylonychia lemnae, 1401 nucleotides long. NCBI's taxonomy places the organism in Eukaryota, Ciliophora, Spirotrichea, Sporadotrichida, Oxytrichidae. The record is from the annotation of a GenBank genome assembly.
AUGGGUAAUUGCCAAUGCGAUAGAGCAAAUAAAGAAGAUUUUGAGACAUAUGCACAGACGAGCAGACUUCAAUAGCAUCCUGACUACUAUAAAAAUUUCAAGGAACAAUAGAAUGAUGAUGAUGACCUGGAUUUUUAGAUGUCUGAAUUGAAUGCCAUCCAUAAUACUACUGAUUCGUUAGCAAAUAAUACUUAUCAUCCCGCAGUUCCUCUAAAAAUUAGUAAUAUUCCCAAAAUAAUGAGAAUGGAUGCUUCUGAAUUGGAAUACUCAAGAGAUUUGACUCAAGGGACAGCUUCAAUUUUAAGGAAUAGUUAUACACCUUUGAAUUCCAAUUUCCUAAGCUCGGGCUAGCCUUUAGAAGUUAUGCAAUAAGAUAUUGAUAAUAAAAAUUUAUCAUUUAGAGACAUGUGUCCAAUGAUGGUAGAUUAUAACUAGUCAUAGUAGCACCUUCAAAAUUCUGAAAGAACUAUAGUAAAUUUCCAAAAUUCAUCAUAUAAGGGAGUAAUAAACACAAUAGAUGAAAGCAAAUUUAUCUCAGCUUUCGAUUACAGGAAAAUUGAAAUCCUAAAUUAGAAAUAUGAUCCGAUACUCUUUUAAGGAGAGCUGUUGAAGUUAAAACCUGGAGUAAAAUUUGAAUUUUAACCGCGCUGGAUUUAAAUUACUGGUAAAGCCCUUAGAUAUUAUAAAAAUAGAUGGACUAAGAAUAAUUCAUUAUAAAAACCGUUAGGAGCUGUUCCUAUCAAAGCCCUUCAUUCAAUUAAAGUAUUGGAGAAGGACAUUACAAAAAUCCAUGCAUCUUGUGAAAAAAAAUGUCAAUAUAAUUUUGAAAUAGUGCUUAAGUAAGAUUUUCUAGAUCUUUAUCUUGACCCUUAUUAUGAUAUUGUCUCGUCCUCAGAUAAAAAUAAACUUAUUAUUUCAACUGAAAACAGAAAAUUGGAGCUUUCUAGAUUUUAGGAUUAAGAUGUGGAUUAUUAUUCUGAUCCCAUUAGAAAAGAGGUUGUCAUUUAAAAUUACUUGAACGAGACUUAAGAAACUAAAUCCACUUCAAAUUCUCAAAUGCUGAUUUUAAAUGAAGAUCAGCCUUACAACCAAGGAAUCAUGAUUGGAGAGGAGAAUAUAUUUAGCACAGCAACUCAUCACCACAGAGUUAGUAGCAUUCCACUUCAAGAUAUAACUAUGCAAAACUCAUCUAAGAAAUCGAUAAGUAUAUAUCAUUCUCUUUCAACUACUCCUGAGAAAAAAAAGAAAUAAACCAAAAUCUUAAUGAGCGACAGAGAGGAGUAGUUCUUUUUAAUCGAUAAAAGGCUUAUCUUUGCUACUGAAAAUAAGAAAGAUUUUUAGUAAUGGCUUGAAGGUUUAAGUGAUCUCAUAAAAAUCUUUAGACAAGAGGAAAUGUAGUGA